Pseudopodoces humilis (Tibetan ground-tit) is the source of this 4000-nucleotide messenger RNA. NCBI's taxonomy places the organism in Eukaryota, Metazoa, Chordata, Aves, Passeriformes, Paridae. The record is from RefSeq and is a predicted model, not a curated record.
AGCAUCUAAGAGAGUUUUGUUCUUUCUCUUUUUUCCUCUCCCGCAAGUCUUCCAGCGGUGCGCCUGUUUUGCCUGCUCGGCAGUGUUCCUGGAGCUGCAGCCUGGUUUCAGUCCCGACACUUUGAGGAUGAUGCAAAACCCAUUCUGCCGGUGGGUGGGUCUGUUCACCAGUAUAUGCCAGAGCAAGGGUCAGAGGAAUUCUGACAACUGCUUGUGUAAAACCAGUUGCAUGCAGUAGUGCACCUGGUAUGCCUUCUGGGACAUUGAGGUGAUCACGGAAGAAGCAAGCAAAAAAUAAUGGAGAAAGUAGCCAGACUAUCAGGGGAGUCCUUUCAAGGAAUCCAGCACUCCCCUGCUCCUCCUGACAAGGCAAGCUCCACAUCCAUCUCACAUGUCCAGUGCUGCCACACAGCUAAUAAAGAUUCCUGUAGCUCUCUGCUGCCAGGAUGCCCAAUAACACACUGUCCUGUUUGUGCUUGGAGCCCAGGUCCCUUUGGCAUGCCCUUGAUACUCUCUGCCAAAAGGAAUUUCAUUGGUUUGUCCUCAGAGGCUUCCCGUGUCCUGAGGGGAGCUCGUGUGUUGGCAAGGAGAGAAACUGAUGGCUAUUACUACCUGGGCCACAUUGUCCAGGAGGUGAAGGGCUCCAGGGAAGGCUUUUUAAUUGAGUUUGACCAAAGUCACGCUCUGAAGGGCAAGGUCCAGCAUGGCCAGCAGGAAACGCCUGUCUAUGACAUUCUCCACUACGAAGACGCCCGGCGACAGCCUCUUGCUCCAGGGGACAGGGUCUUGGCACCAUGGGAGGCUCCAGCCAAACGUUUUGGCCCUGGCACUGUGCUCAGGGUUGUGGAGAACACAAAGGCACCUUUAGCACACAAUGAAAGGGGAGUGCUUGUGAAUUUCUGGAAUGGGCAGACUAAGGAGGUGUCUUCUGUCCAAGCUCUGCGGAUUCCCCUGCCCCUAAGCGAACGCAUCAUCCUGGAGCUGCAGAUGCCUUUAGCAGCCAGGCAGAUGGUGGUAGAUUCAAGCUUGGAUUACCCAUAUCUUGUGGCACCAGGAUACAGAGCCUCAGGGCACCACAGACAGGGUCACCUGGUCCUGGAUUGCUGCCCAGGGGCUCUGUGUUCCACACAUCCCUGUGCAAACUGCAGCUGGGGGUGUACCUCCCUUCCUCAGUGCUGCCUUGGAGCCUGGGAUCCCACACGGCUUGCAGAGGGCAAAGUGCAGCAGGAAAAUGCCUUCAUCCCACGGGCAAGCUUGGCUGAAGAAAACCUCAGCAAGAAAAUAGAACAGGAACUGUCUGAAUUGAGGAUUGCAUCUUCAGAAAGUGUUUCCAGAGAGGAAGAGAAAAAGGAAGAGAAGAGAUUGGAGAUGGAAGACAUUCCAAAAUAUGUUAGGUGUUGUUUGGAAGAGGACCAUGAGGUUAUAGAAACUGAGAAGGGCCCUCAAAGGGAGAUGGCUCAUGCUGUGGUUGAUGCUGCUGUCAACACAGACAGCUGGUUAAUGGAGACAGAUCACAAAGAAGAAGCAGAGAGCGGACAGCAGGAUGCUGAAACUGAAGCUAAUUUUGAACAUGAGCAUGGCCUUUUUGAGUCCAGAGUGGCAGAAGCUCCAAUCCAGCAUUCCCAGGGGAGCCCUUCCCUGGGAAGCAGUGCUUUGCUUCCCUUCAGGCGCCAGAGCUUCUUUGCCCAAGUGAAUCAAUCGCUGGAGAAAGACAGCCUGACCAUUAGAUCAGCCCUUUGUGUGCAGAGACCACACAGUGCCACCAACCUGCUGGCUGGGAGAUCCACACAUCCCCCAAAUCUUCUAAAAGACAAAAGCAUCACGAAUAAAUCAAUCCUUAGUGGUGCAUCUCAGCAGAGGUGGAAAAAGCUGGACUUCAGCAGAGCCAAGAUUGAGCACAAAAGGUGGCAAGAGGAACAGAGGCAGCUGAAGAGGGAGCAGCAGCAAGAGGCAGAUGACACCCGACGCCAGCUGCGCCGGGACAGCCAGAGGCAACAAUUGCGUCAGAGAACAUUGCAAGUGCUGGAGAAACAGCUGGAGCACAAAGAGAGAGCUUUGCAGCACAUGGCACUGCUCCAGGCUGCUGGGGCUGAGAGGAGCAGGAAGGAAUCCUUUCAAGAGGAGGAGAGGAAGGCAAGGCAGAGGCUUCAGUUCUUAAAGACACAGCAUUUGAAGAGAGAGGAGUUGCAGGCAGAAAGCAACAAAAGGAGCUGUGAGAAAGAGAAAGAAAGGCUGGAGUUCCUGCGGAGCAGAAUGCACUCCCGGCAGGAAGCGCUAGAACAAGAACCCCAGGGGCAGGACAAACAGCAAAACCAGCACCAGGCUGCCAAAAUGAGAGUGUUCCAGAGGAGAGAGGGUUCUCAUCUGAAGAUGGAAAAAGAAGGCAAAAAACUCCGUGCUCUCCAGCAGUACCUCAGGGAACAGAACCUUCUGCUGCUCCGGGCAUCCCUGCUUGCGUAAGGAAGCUGCACAGUGGGUCAGGAGCAGGGCCUGGAGCAGUUCACAGGCCUGCUGUGUCUUGUCAGCUGUGAGUCAGUGUGCCAGAGCAGAGUUGUGACAGGUGGCAGUAGGAUUCCUGGAGACGUGUUUCAUCUCCCUUUCACUGCAGCCAGAGUGCGCUUCCGCUGCUCUGUCCUUUUCCUGCCUUUCUUCCUGGGGUCACUGGCCUCCCGCUCCCCCGAGAGGGAGCAGCAGGGCACAUCUAGAGGCCCUUUGCUCCAUCAGAAAGGAGGGGUUUUCCAGUGCAUUGCACUAUGGUGAGUGGAGUGCCAAAGAAGAGGAGAAGGAGGAGGUUAAGCUUGUCACAUCCUGAAGUGCUCCCUCACAUCAUCCGAGGUACAAAAUUCCCUGUGACUGUGCCAGAGGGAAUGUGCUGAUCGCCUCUGGGUAACCAGAAAUUUCAGAUGGGUAUUUAGGAAAGGAGAAUGGACAUGGCACAAUUUAUCUGCUGAAACAGUCAGAGCUAUGUGAAAUAUCUUUAUUUUACACAGAAUUAUGCUAAAAUGAAUACAAUGUGUGAUACCUUGUUUCAAAUAAUGCCUAGAACCAAACUAGAUAUAAAAUUUAGAUUUGGCCUGACAUUCUGUGUACACUUAGAAACAUGAUACACAUUUUCUGGAACAUUAUAAAAAUUUAUGCCUCUUACUAGAAUACAGCACCAGUUACAAUGGCAGUGUCUUAAAAAAAAAUAAAAGUAAAAUUAAGAAAACUUAAAGGGAGCUCCUUUGAAAUCCUGCCAAAUCUUCUGAAUGGCCAGCGGUUUCCUAGCAGUGUCAGACUGCAUUCCUCCACGGAUAAUGGAGAGGCUAUGCCUUCAGCUUUUUCCUAAAAAGACAAAGUUAAGUCUCUCAUCCAGAUGUUUACAAACUUCUCUGAGGUCUUAACAGCUAAAAUGGGUAUUUUUAAACUUUAGGAUCCAAAAUGUGCAUGAGCCAUCCUCAGAUUUUUGCUUAAAAAAAAAAAAAAAAAAGAGGGAAGAGGAUAGAUGAACUUAAAUAGGUGAAGGCUUUCACAAACAAAAUGUCAAAGUUAAGGUCUGAAAAAAAAUACAACUUGCUUCAUAUCAUGGAAACUACAUGUGAGGCACAGUUUUACAUUUUAGAUGUGAAAUCCCAUCAUUUGGAACAGUUUCCACUCUGUUGAGAGUCUGGAAAAGUUGGCUGGAAUUUGCUCAGCAAGAACAUAGAUGAUUGUGCCCCAGGCCUGGCACACACCCUGCUGACAGGGAACACGGAUGCUGCUGGCACAUGGAGAUUUUCUUUAGGGCAGUGUUUGGGGGGUGCUUGCUUCUCCUCUUGUUGGAGUUCUCUUUUACAUAAAAUCAUGUGCUAGUUAGGACAAAUCUCUGCCUGCUUAUGACUCUAACUAGACUUAAAGAAAAAAGCCUAAAACUUACAAGGUGUAAAACUCUACUCCUGCUUUUAUCCUUUUGUACUUGGAAAUGGAAUAUGCAGUGAUUAAAGGGAAGUACAUGAAAUGUACUGAGCUGAAUUUAAACUUA